UUUGUAUGUCUGACAAGGAAAAAAUGUAGAUGUUGACCAUGAGCGAUCUCCAGCUGCCUGCGGGCGUCUCCCAGAGCAGAGAACAGGUCCAGUUUGAUGCGGGUCUCGGCGCUCAGCGGUACUUCCCCAAAGCCUGCGUCCGAAAGAACACAUCAACAGUGAGAGCAGGAGGAAACCCUGGAGAACGUGGUCUCACCGGCUGUGGUGACCCCGCCUGGGUGAGGCCUCGUGUAUAUAAGCCUAUAAGACAGGAGUGGAGUCGACAGUCUUGGACUGAACCACCACCAUGAACACCCUCGUCUUCCUGUGUGCUCUCAGCCUCCUGGCUGCUCUUCAGGUACCCGGCACUCUGACGGAGGAAGUGGAGGCUGUGGAGGAGGCUCAACCCCUGAUGACAACAACGGAGAGGAGUGAGAUUGUGAACAAACACAACGCCCUGAGGAGGGGGGUUUCUCCUACAGCCAGCAACAUGCUGAAAAUGAGCUGGAACAAAGAGGCUGAAGCCAACGCUCAGCGAUGGGCCAACACCUGCUUCAUGAACCACAGCCUGGACAGUUCCAGAGAGAUCAGCACUAGUGGCUGUGGAGAGAACCUGUACAUGGCCAGCUCCAAGAACACAUGGAACGACGCCAUCCAGUCCUGGUACAACGAGGUGAAGGACUGGAGAUACGGCGUGGGAUCCGUCAACGGACAGAUUGUGGGACAUUUCACACAGAUUGUGUGGUACCGCUCCAACCAGAUCGGCUGUGCCAUGGCCUACUGUCCCAACUCGAAGUACCGGUACUUUUACGUCUGCCACUACUGCCCACCUGGGAAUGAACAGUUUGCUCGUCCCUACAAAUCAGGACCCACCUGUGCUGACUGUCCCAAUGCCUGUGAAAACAAACUGUGCACCAACCCCUGUCCCUACUCGGAUAUGUACAGUAACUGCCCUGAUAUGAAGGAGCAAAUAGGCUGCGGCAACUCCCAAGUGGCCUCCUGGUGCCCCGCCUCCUGGCGGCCAACGAUAUGGUUUCUCAGCAGGCUCCUGGUUCAAGUGAGGCUGAACGCUUCCUGCAGACAGAUCAACAGGCUCAAUUGUUUAACCUCGGCCUGGCUCUAAUCAAGGCACUGGAAUCCAGAGGAGAAACUCUGACAAGCAGCGGCUUCUAAAGUGCAGCGGUACCUCUGGGAGACUCUACUGAGAAAUGUGAGACUAAGAGUAUUAUCUGUUAUUUAACGGUCCUGACUGAGUAAACAGUUCUCAUGCUCUCUGUCAGGUCCCUGAGUGAUUACAGCUGAGAAAAGAAACACUGGCUUUCAAAGGUUAAAAAAAAAAAAAGUUAAAAAAAAUAAUAAUUAAAUUAAUAUCCAAAAAUAGUUACAUCGAGGGCAACUGGACGUUUUUUUGCCUCAAAUGGGCUGUCUGCUUCUAAAUGUUAGUGACUCUGUGGCUCCACCCGUUUCUUUUAACAGAACAUCGUCAGUGUUAUGUACGUUAGUGGAGCGGAGUCAGAGUAACAGCUGAGUGUUUCACAUCGCCCAACAGUUGGGAGUAAUUCAUCCAAAAAGCUUUGGGAAAAAUCCGUUGAUGCUUUUCAUUUCAAGAAAAAACACAAAUGUGUUGCUGGCAGUGAUUAAACCUUCAGCUGGUUCUCACCACAGCCCUGUGGCCUGAGGUCAGCCAGUGAUUGGUUACAUAUCGUCACCUCUCUCAAAAUCACACGAGGCGAAGCCCCGAGCUUAAAUAAAGUGAAAAAAACAGACCAAAAGCAAAAUCCCCAAAAAGUCUCUAAUCAUUCUAAAGUCUUUCCUCUAUAAUAUAAUAUAAAUAAAUAAAUGAUUUUUCUGACUUUGAAGAAUGAGUUGUUGGCCAAUCAGAGCCAUUAACCCUCCCCCCCCGUCCGUUCACUGGAUGAGUGUCAUUACGCUCUUGUUUUGCUUUGUUCCUGCCGAAGACCAGGGA
This is a messenger RNA of Cynoglossus semilaevis (tongue sole), 1945 nucleotides long. RefSeq names its product cysteine-rich venom protein TEL1. Gene Ontology annotation, cellular component: extracellular region. NCBI's taxonomy places the organism in Eukaryota, Metazoa, Chordata, Actinopteri, Pleuronectiformes, Cynoglossidae. Bases 287 to 1102 code for a protein of 271 amino acids. The record is from RefSeq and is a predicted model, not a curated record. The transcript has 12 exons.